UCUCCCCCCGACUCCAAAAUUGGGGAUCUGACGCCCGAGCCACCAAAACACCACGUACACACAGCCGCGGCCCCAUCCCGACCAAAAACCUAGCUAGGGUUCCGCCGUCGCCGACCCAGCCGGCGUCUCCCCGCCCGCUCGCCCGCCGCCAUGUACAACGGCAUCGGGCUCCAGACCGCUCGUGGGUCGGGCACCAACGGGUACGUCCAGACCAACAAGUUCUUCAUCAAGCCCCGCACCACCGGCGGGCCGGGCGGGCCCCACCGGCCGCCGCUCCCCGACGCCGCUGGCGGGGAGGGCGGCGGGCUCGGCGGGAUGCGCAAACCCAACAAGGAGAUCCUCGAGCACGACCGCAAGCGCCAGGUCGAGCUCAAGCUGCUCGUCCUCAGGGACGCCCUCGAGGAGCAGGGCUACACGGAGGGCGAGAUCGAGGAGCGCGUCGAGGAGGCGCGCAUGGCCGCGGAGGCCGAGGCGGCGGCCGCGGUCGCCGCGGAGGAGGCGGGGGGAGGGCGGCCGGCUCUACCGGGCAGAGGGUUUACCGACACACAAAGCCACCAUGUUGCGGCCCGGAAGGAGAAGCAGCUUGAGGCUAUGAGGGCUGCUCUUGGACUGAACGCUGAGGAUGUAAAGAAGGGGGAUGUGGAAAGUGAUGUGGAAUCCGGGGAGCUUGUACCUGGUAAGUAUGCUGAGGAACUGGAUACUGCUGGUCAGAAGGAUAGCAAAGAUAUGAAGGAUGCAAAGACGAGCAAAAAGAAAAAGGGGAGUGAUAAAAGGAGUCAGAGCAAAAGUUCAAGGAAGAGCAAGUAUGACUCAGAUUCAGAACAGGAACAUGACAUGAAAACAAAGAAGAAGAAGAGUUCACACCGUGAUUCUGAAGAUGAUUCGGGGACUGAUUAUGAUGAGAAGAAGGAAAAGAAACACAGCAAGAAAACUCAUCUUGGUUCAGAUGAUGAUUCUGAAACUGAUCGGAAGAAGGCAAGACGUGGGAAGAACUCUCAUCAUGAUUCCGAUUCUGAUACAUAUGGUGACUAUGGCAAAAAGAAAACAGAACAUGCAAAGAACAAUCGUGAUGAGAGAAAGAAGAUAGCAGUGAAGAGCUCUCGUCAUGAUUCUGAGUCUGAUACUGAUAAUGAGUAUGGGAAGAAGAAAACAGAACAUGCAAAGAACAAUUGUGAUGAGAGAAAGAAGAUACCAGUGAAGGGCUCUCGCCAUGAUUCUGACUCUGAUACAGAUAGUGAUUAUGGGAAGAAGAAGAAAACAGAACAUGCAAAGAACAAUCGUGAUGAGAGAAAGAAGAUACCAGUGAAGAGCUCUCACCAUGAUUCUGACUCUGAUACAGAUGGUGAUUAUGGGAAGAAGAAAACAGAAGUUGAGAAGAACAAUCGCAAUGAGAAAAAGAAGAUACCAGUGAAGAGCUCUUGUCAGGGCUUUGAGGAUGAGAAGCCAGGAGAGAGCAGGUACAAGGAUAGCUCUCACCAUUACUCCGAGGAUGGGAAGCCCAUAAAGAACAAGGAAAGCUCUCGCCAUGACUCUGAGGAUGAGAAACCCAGAAAGUACGAGGAAAGCUCUCGUCGUGACCUUGAGGGUGAGAAACCCAGACUGAGCAAGUACAAGGGUGGUUCACACAGCGACUAUGAUCAGAAAAGGCAAAAAUCUGUUAAAAAGAGCAAUUAUUCUAGUGAAUCUGAGAGUGAUUCUGAUAGUGACCAAGGUGAGAGAUCAAAACGUGGAAAGAUUUCUCAGCAAAAAUCUGAACAUGAUAGACUGAAGAGUGGCUCUAGGAAUGUUGACUACAGAACUAACAAGUCUGUCAAGAAUUUGAGCCAUGACUCAGAUGGUGAGAAGCUACGCAGCAAGGUCCUCAGGAAAGACAAGUACAGUGGUGAUUCAGAGACUGAUUCAGAUGCUCGUGUUGAAGCAAAGAAGAAACUUGAAAAGUCAUAUCAUCACGACCCCAAGAAGGAUAAGCAAGCACAAAAAUUCAAAGAAAAAAAGGAUGACUAUGGGAAGAACAUUGAUAAGCACAAGCGCCACGAUUCUGAUUCAGAAUCUGACGGUUAUUCCCGUGAUAGGAAAAGGCAACUGAAUGCUGCAGUGACAAAAAAGGAUGUGCCAGAGAAAAGAAGAGUGGCUAGCUCAAGCGAGAGUUCAGAUUACAGCAGCAGCAGCCUCAGCAGCAGUGAGUCUGACUUGAGUGCAGAUAGCUAUAAGGAACGGAAAAGGGGUCAAGGUGAGAGGAGAGGAGAUGAGCUGAAUAGACAAAGACAGAAAGAGGAGAGAAAGGAGCUUGAGAAACAAAAGCAGAGAGAGGAAGAGAGGAAAGAGCUGGAGAAGCAAAAGCAGAGGGAUGAAGAGAGGAUGGAGAUGGAGAAGAAAAGGCAGCAAGAGAGGGAGGAAGAGAGACCGAGGGACAGAGAGCAAGAUAGAAGGAAAGGUGGAAAUGGUGUGGAGAGAGACUACAAAAGAAAAUUAGAAGAUGAUCGGUAUGACCCAAAUUUAAGUAGAGUUAGAGAUGAGGGAUACAGAGGCCACCAGAACAGAGGUGAUGAGAGAAGACAUGAAGAGCAUGGUCGUCAUAGAGCUAGAGAUCUGGAUAUCCAUGAUUCCAAGAGGUCAAGGCAUGAUGAUGACUCAUAUUACCAUUCAAGGAGCGAUCGUGGAGAUCGCUAUUCUAGAGAUGAACAUAGAGACAGAAGGCGUCACUGAGUGCAGAUUGUAUUUACAACUCCAUGUCAUGUCCUUCCUCCGAAGCAAAAGAGCUGGGCAUCUCCUCGAACAAUGGCUGCGGAUCAUUGUUCUCCUACAGAAGUUUCAGUCACCUAGCAGACCAUUGGCUGCGGCAGCAAAUUUGGACCACCCAACAGAACUCCCGUUGCAGCAUUAAGCUUCGCUUUUGUUUGUAUCGAGUUUUUUACUGUGCAAAGUUUACAUGUAAUAUGGUGUAGCAGAGAUGUAUUGCAAUUUUUUUUGUUUGAUGAAACCGUUGUUGCCGACCAACUUUACAGAAUUUUGUUGGGGAUUUAACUUUAUGUUUGAUAUUGCCAGUAUUAUUUUGGCUAGUGGUAGUUUGAGAUGCAAGAGGCACACAUUUCGUCCCAUGUUUCUGAUA
This is a messenger RNA of Setaria italica (foxtail millet), 3109 nucleotides long. RefSeq names its product protein starmaker. Lineage: Eukaryota; Viridiplantae; Streptophyta; Magnoliopsida; Poales; Poaceae. The coding region runs from base 151 to 2706 and encodes 851 amino acids. The transcript is spliced from 3 exons. The record is from RefSeq and is a predicted model, not a curated record.